UAUAAACACUACAGGUUCACUCAUCAGCGGAUAGGAAGCUGCAGUUACUCAGACGCAAUUCCACACUGGGUCGAAAUCACGGCUUGUGCAUCUAUUUCUCACGCCACCUGAGCGCAUCUGAAGUCGUUGUUUCGUUUUGCCACCCUCGCCGAACCCGGCUGACACAGCACGCAUACGCUGCCCAAGAUUUGAAGUUUGCCCGGACGUUCAAGGAUUUCAAGCUGAGGCAGCCCCAGCAAUGCAAAGGGAAUCAUCGAACCCCGCAGGCCACAGACCGGGCCCCAAGAUGGCCAUCCCACGUCUGGAUCGCCCACCACCGCCACCGGCUAAGGCCAACGCGAAUAGCAGAGAGGAUCGAGUAGCGAGAGCAUGCAAGAGUUGCCGCAAACGAAAGGUCAGGUGUUCGGGCGAUAUACCGCGUUGCACCAAUUGUCAUGUCAAUGGCCUGAGCUGCACUUAUGAGCAGGCUCGCCGGGACCGCCUCAGAGAGGCAACUGAACUGAAUGGAGCUUUUGUAUCAUUGCUCCGGGAUCUCAGUCUCAACGUCAACGAUGGAGACAAGAAGAGAAUCGAAGACGCACUGGAAAACGCCGAAGACGACUUGAUCACUACGUUACCAAAGCAAGCCUCCCCUCGAUCGACCGGAAAACGCUCCCGAAGGCACUCUUCCCCCGGCGACGGAGGAGGCGAUUCUUUCGGGGAAGCCAAUGUCACCGCAUCGGUCGGGUCAAAUGAGGACCUUGAUUACCUUGAAGAGGAUUUACUGCGCAGUCGCCAGUCCAGAGAAACUGGUUACGUGGGGCAAAACUCUGAAGUUCAAUGGCUACGAACGGUCUCACGCCACGCAGAACGUGCGACAUCUGAACCAUUUGGCAUGCCCUACGGACCUCCAGGCAACAGUCGAAACGCAUUUGACGAGCGAUCCAACGCCCUCCACGAGCGUAGACGGACGUCCAAGACAGGGUCUAUGCAAAACGUUACAGAUUCGACAUUCUAUCUUGACAGCGACAAUAUGGAGAUUGAUUUCCCAGUCGAUCCUUAUGAUCUACCGGACCUAGAAACAGCAGAGCGACUCAUCGAUUGCUAUAUGAGCACGGUACAUACCUCGUUUCCCAUCAUACCAAGUAGCUUCGAGGAUCAACUGCGCAGAUUCAUACAAUCAGCGAAGCAACACAAGACAUUUGAGGUCCCCGUUAAGUGGCGCGCCCUGAUGAAUCUAAUAUUUGCAGUCGGGGCAAGGUACUCUCAUCUCAUUGGCGCCGAAUGGAGAGGCGACGAACGUGACCACCGAAUAUAUAUGGCGCGAGCGGUACAUCUUCUCGAAUUGAAGAACACCAUAAUGUUCAUUUCGGGCCCCGACCUACUACUCGUACAAACUACUGGCCUUCUCUCACUCUAUUUCUUGGUGAUUGGCCAUGUGAGUCGCGCGUGGAUUAUGAUCGGAGUAUCAAUCCGCCUCGCGUCAGCACUUGGAUUGCACCUUCGAAACGAAGACCCUGUGGCAGAGCAUUCCCAUAAGGAGACACUGUUGCGCAUAUGGUGGAGCUUGCAUUCCAUCGAGUGUCUACUUUCAUCUAUAACAGGCCGGCCUCCAGUUAUUGCGAUUGAGGAUUGCACUGCUCCUCUUCCUGAAACAAUGCCUGGUGAGCAGAACAGGUAUAGCGCCACUGAAAGACAAAGCUCCCGCAAGCGUGCAGUUCACGGCUUGCCACAAAAUUCCGCCGCAACCAACCAUUCGGACCCGAACCAACGAACAGCUACUGACGGCCAAUAUCUUGUCGAUCACAUCAAGAUAACACUCAUCUCUCAAAGGGUUCUGUUGAAUGAAUAUUCGCCUCGGACUGCUAUACGAUCUUGGGAGUACCUUGAACAUCGAAUAACUGAGCUGCUUGUUGAACUCGAAGAGUGGUCAAAGGCAGUGUUCUCCGGCGAUAACGAACUUGGCAAGCCGGACCGACAGAAAGAAGCUGAUCGUGAACGGUUCCUGCUCAAAAUGUACUAUUGGAGCACGAAGAUACUCAUAACGCGCCCAUGUCUAUGUAGGACCGAGCGUCGGAUUCGUCAUGAGAGCCACAAUUCCGCAAAUUUCAACGCCAGAACGGGAGAUGCUUGCGUCGAUGCUGCUAUACAAAUGACAGACUUACUCCCCGACGAGCCAGACAUAGUUUUUUUGUAUUCGACGGGUCCGUGGUGGACAAUUGUUCACAACACAAUGCAAGCUCUUGCCGUACUUCUCUUGGAGAUGGCAUUUCAGGGAACACAGUCCAAGAACAACAACGCUGAAAUCUUCGCCUGUGUAAAGAAACUCAUCCGCUGGUUGCGUGCUAUGCGAAGCAAUGAUGCAGUCGCGGGUCGGGCCUACGAUGUCGUCUGGAAGAUUCUAAAGAACUGUGCACCGGACCUGCAGGCUCGAGCAAAUGAGCUACUGGCCGACGACUCGGAAUCGGACUCGGACUCAGACAACGAAGACGAAAAAUACAGUGAAGACGAAGAGGCGGAUCAGCAGACACCUUGCCAAUCAGGCUUCCCGGACUCGUUCGACCCUUCAAGACAGGAAAUGGCACACUGGCCACAGGAAAACUACUUAGAAUCCCCAAUGACAAGUGCCGCGCCGUUUAACACGCAUCUCUUCUCAAACCAGCCCUUGGAUCACCUCCCCGAAUACCAAAAUCCAUACUUCAUGCCACCGCAUGUGCACACGCCCAUGACCUUUGGCAACCCAUUCAUCACUAGCUACGACCAGGGCGCGCCGGUCGUCAACAUGCAAGAUCUUUGGCCCAACCUAACGGUGCCUCUGGGACAUACGGAUGCCGAUUAUUCAGACAUGAAUGCCCCUAAUUCUCAAGAUGAUUCGCAGGAUCAGCCAUCACAGGCUAGGUCAGAUUAUCCGGGUCCCUACGAGCAACAACCGCAACGACAGUAGGCUGGUAACAAUCGCACAUAUAGAGGUUUUACUCUUGCAAAUGGUACGUUUGAGGUGGCUCUACAGAACCACAUUCGGUUGGUCUUGCGAUAAGAGCGAUAGAAUUGGCUUGUAAUCUUCUUUCGAGUCCAUCUUGAGGAGUGAAGAGCACUACCGAAUUCAACGAGUGUCGCGGGUCAUAGCUAAAAGACGGGUCUUGUUGGCUUGAGCGUAUCGCUCGGGGGCUUCUAAUGCUAAGGCGGGAUGCAAGGGGCAAGUCAUACUCUUGAUCCCAUACAUCUCGGGCCCAUACAUCUCAGAGGAGACGCAAGGUCCUACAUACGGU
Molecule: messenger RNA, 3248 nt
Organism: Dothidotthia symphoricarpi CBS 119687
Lineage: Eukaryota; Fungi; Ascomycota; Dothideomycetes; Pleosporales; Dothidotthiaceae
Exons: 8
Coding region: 239-2923 (894 amino acids)
Biological process (GO): DNA-templated transcription; regulation of DNA-templated transcription
Molecular function (GO): DNA-binding transcription factor activity, RNA polymerase II-specific; DNA binding; zinc ion binding
Source: RefSeq, a predicted model, not a curated record